Molecule: messenger RNA, 3197 nt
Organism: Schizophyllum commune H4-8
Lineage: Eukaryota; Fungi; Basidiomycota; Agaricomycetes; Agaricales; Schizophyllaceae
Exons: 2
Coding region: 239-2956 (905 amino acids)
Source: RefSeq, a predicted model, not a curated record
CGAUCUCAGACUACUUGUCUCCUACCACCGUCUCGCUGUCCGUCCGCGCCCGUUGAGGACGUCCCCUCACCGUCGGCAGCGUGCUCGAUCCUUUGUCAUUCCUUUAGGUUUUCGUUCUAGCGUCGCGCUCGGCCCCGCACGGCAGCGCGCGCCCUUUGCUUCUAGUCCUUUACCUCGUUAUCGCGUGCGCAGCGCGCCGUAAUCUGCACCACAUUCUUUCAAAAGCAUCCGAACAGCCAUGAACUCGAGCUUCACCUUCCCCCCUCGCGCCCCGCCGACAAUGCGGCCGGAAGUAACGCCCCCAGGCAAUGCGGGGCAGCAGCAGUCGGCGUCGAACGAUGCACCGUCCCGGGACUCCAACCUCGUUCGCGCUUCCAUUCUCGACGUGGCUUUGGAUUUGGGGUAUGGUUCCAACUCCACUGUAGCGAAGUGGAUGUUCGAGAACCCGCUUGAGGAGGAGGACGAGGAGAGCAUGAAAUCGCCCGUUACCAUUAACAGUCCCACAAGCGAGGAUUCGGCUGCAGCAUCUGCUAUUACGACCCGCACCACCCCUCCCACGUCUCUGUCUGAUCACCACUACGCGAUGUUCCCCCGGUCAGCAGACACCUUCCACCCUCGUCCCAUGGCGCAGGACCCUCCACGGCUCCCCUCCAUGGUGGAGAGCGAGAGCACGCCGAGCACGGUCACCUUUGCGCCGUCUGCCCCACCCAAGAAGCUACGCAAGAAAGCGCGCGGCGACGGGUACGAAAGCGACGGCGGCUACGUCAGCGAAGCCGGGCGUCGCCGUAAGGCGAGCACGAAGUCGUCUGACAAGAAGGAGGCGCGCGAGGCGAAGAAGGAGGAACGGGAGGCCAAGAAGGAGGAACGGAAGAAGAAAGCGACGCCCAAGGCGGACGACUCCGGGUACUACACGGGCUACGAGACGGACCGGGCGAGCACGGCGACGCGAAAGUCGGGCAAGUCGCUCAAGUCGAAGAAGUCUAAGACGAAGCUGGCGGAGGCGGGGUACGAGACAGACGAUGGGUACAUAUCGGCGGGCGGGAGCCUGAAGCCGAAGAAAUCGCGCUUUUUCAGGCUGGGGAAGAGUAAGGAGGCGCCGCCACCUACGCCGGAUCCGCAUGUGAGGGCGCCAGAGCCGGUCCGGCCUGCGAUGCCUCUUCCUAUCGCCCAGCGGUUCGCGACUACGCUGCAACCGUCGGAGUCCUCGACGGGGGAUGUUGACGAUACAUCGUCCUUGCAGGCGUCUUCGGUCUCGCAGACGACGGUCGAAAGCUCGCGCGGUGGGACCAGCAUUGCCUCCACUAUCACGAGCGCCCAUACGUCCACCGAGGGCUCUGCUCACGUUUCGCGCUCUGCGGACGAAAGCGCUUCCCGGGAAGAGGCUCCUCAGAUGUCGCCAGUGUCGUCAAAGACCGAGGGCCAAGACAUACCCUACCGGCCAAGUUCUCCCACUGGCGAGUCUACGAACGGACCGAGCAGCCCGGUCUCCUACAAGUUGGGCUCACCCAGCAAGCGGCGUCACUCGCUGAGCAAGCGCUCCUCGCUCGACUUCAUUACACGGCCGCUCUCUCGCAUGUCAGCCCGUCGCCUGUCGAACGCCAGCCCGCCUCCCAGCGGAGCGGCGAACUAUCCUGCGAUCUCGUACCCUUUGGGCCGGUCGCCCUCGCCGCCGCCGUCGUCAUCAACGCGACCGAUAUAUCCGCCUCAGUUCUUGGACUUGGACGAAGACAGCCCGACGCGGAGCCCGCAGGAGGGGCGGGGCUUCUUCAAGACGCGCGCGACACCCUCGCCCGCGCCAGCUACCAGUGCUGCCCCAUACACCGAUACCCAGUCUCCUGAUACCCGGACUCCGAAUACCCUUGAUCAGGCGACACCGACCAUACCGAACCGUCUUGCGCCGGCGACGAAACACGACGUCCCCAGGCAGACUCCGACUGCUUUCUUGAAGGAUGAUAGGCACAGGCCGGAUAGGAUCGCCACUGGGCAUCCUGGUGCAGCCGUUCUUGGGCGGUACGACCUGCCGCCACCUAGUCCGCCGCCGCAAGCACCGCUCCCAAGCAUACCUCCCAGGUCACCGCUGCGUCAGGCAGAUAGGGACCGCUCGCCUCUGCCCGACUCCGGCCGACCCUCCCCUGGUCUCACGCGUGCUGCGUCCGACAUGGACAGCCGGUUCGGCCUGCCGCGUUCGCCGCGCUUCCCGCCACGCUCGGCGUCCGACAACGACUAUGGCUUCGGGCGCGACGUCUCGCCUGGAAGGUUAUCGCCGCUGCCGCCUCGCGACCAGAACGCGUACAUGCCGUCUCCGACACUGACUCCGCAAGGCCGCGAGUCUCCUCUGCCGCGUGGAAGGGUGUCGCCUUUCCCUCAGCAGCCUGUGCGACCAGACCUCAAACCGCGGCUGCCGAUCCAGAUCCCUCGUAGCCGGGAGCAGGAGUUCGCCGCAGGAGCGCGGGGCGCGCACUCACAGCCCCCGGCCGACGUGCCCACCGACAGCGACAGCGAGGACGAGUGGGAGCACGACUCGCGGUACACGGAGGAGGAUUCCUCGGAGGGCCCGGUAGUCAGGUUCGAGCUCGCCUCGGACCGCCACCUGUCCCACAUAUCCGAAGGCCCAUCCGCCGCGGACGUCGACGAUUACUACUUCAACGGGCGCGAGAGUCGGUAUACAGAGAGCGUGUACUCACGCGCGAGCACGCUGCUCGAUACGGAGCGCAGCGGGGAGGCGCGUUCGCGGUUGCUCGGCCGCGUCGAGGCGAUGUAUGACAGCGCGGGGCGCGAGCGGAACGCGGUGCCCCCCGUGCCCAAGAUCCCGGAUGCCUUAUUGCGAGUCCCAAAUGGCGGCCUGGCGCCGUCGAACAGUAUGCCAGAUGUACGGAAUGGCACACCCACGCGAACCGGCGUGCUCGCGCGGGUGGGUGCCCUCGAAGCGCGGGCGGCGGCUGGGGGCAGGUUCUGAAUUUCUUGAAGCCGGCGUGCGCUGCUGGUAGACCGCACGCGCGGCUAACUUAUUGCUGUACUUACUUGCUUUCGUUGUGUUUUUGUUAGUUAGGUUGUAAUCCUGGUGUACAUGCUCUUGGACAAUAUCGUAGGUACAGGGCCCGCUAUGGCAUAUGGCGCAGGCUCUUUUGGCGGUACAUAUCUCUCACCAUACCAUACAUGGGCGCACAAUAACCGAAGCUUUCCUUUCUGCACACAAA